Aspergillus sclerotioniger CBS 115572 is the source of this 972-nucleotide messenger RNA. NCBI's taxonomy places the organism in Eukaryota, Fungi, Ascomycota, Eurotiomycetes, Eurotiales, Aspergillaceae. The record is from RefSeq and is a predicted model, not a curated record.
AUGCACCUCAGCAGGCUGGCGACGGCUCUUAGGGAGAAGCCCCUGGGAGCUGGCUGGCGAAUUGCAAUGUCACCUCGCGCGGGGAUGAAUCCUCUGCAGACGACUGAAGUGACCAAGCGGGUCGUCGCCGGGCGGUUGGAGGGGGCAUCGGGAUGGGGCACAGGCGCCGAGCCUGGGUCCCUCCUCCUUCUCUUCACGAACACAACCCGCCAGUUUGCCGACAUACAUGGUGGUGGCAGCGUGACUGCGGUGCCGCGUGUCUCGUCGUCCUUGCCUCUUUUACUCCCGGGUCUGCCGUUCCACGCAGCGACGGAGGGGCGAGGCCAGUUGGCCGCGCAGGUGCCCGGCGCCCCGCGGUUGCGGGUGAGCGUUGGGGCUGGCGUCCAGGGCCGCGCAGGGGUGCGUGCUGGCAAAGGGGAUUUGCCAGUUGGCUGGGUGAAAUUGAAUCAUGAGAGGCGCCGCGGGAGAAAACGGGCAGGGGUGGGGCCCGGCGACGCGGAGGGAGGCGGCCGGGGUGCCAUUCCCGCGUGGGAGGGGGAAGGGUCGACGCUGGGGCGCCGGGGGUGCGAGGGUGGUGCUCGGGAGGCGGUGCCGGGGAGGGAAGGGGGUACGUCGGCAGGGCGUGCGGGACGCCGCACGGCUUCUAGCCGGUCAUCGACCGCCACUGCGCCCUUGCGUACGCGUCGACACACACGCAGGCCAAAUAUAUAUAUCCACACCUCACACGUCUCCCACCGUCAUGUUGGUGCACACACCCUCACUCGCACCGAUAUAUAUAACCCUACCCCCCCGGACACCCCAACGCAUCCGCAUACGGAUGUCCACAGCCCCAGCAGACAGACACACAGACGCCUGUAUGACGACGCAGGCACGUCUACACACCCCUGGGAUGACCGGGAGAGCGAUGACAUCGAUCUGGGUUGCACAUCCGGACGGCUGCCAAAGCCUCACGUUGCGCGGCGGGUCACGUGA